AUGGACAACCAGGAGGCUUGGGAUUUAGAGAUCACCUUCCAUGAAGCUAAUGGCGAAAACGAGAGUGAGGUCGAAGAGACUGAUUUCGCCAACUUAGCAGAUAGUCAUAGCGAAAAUGACGAAAUUCAAAACUGUCUUGGUGGCUACGAAUACGAAUUUGUAGACGAGACAACUGACAACCAGAAGUGUCCAGUGUGCCUUUUUCCGAUGAGGGAUUCCGUGCAAACUGAGUCAUGUGGCCAUAGACUUUGUAGAGAAUGUCUAAACGGGAUUCCGAGGUAAGCUGUGCGAAGCGUUGUGUAGGUUAAAAGAGUUACAGUGACAGAAAUAAAGCUUCGAUCCUUUCAGUGUGCCUAGCUAAGCAAUUUCCUUUAUUUCGGUAAAGACACGUGGUGAUUAGCAUGAUGCAACAUGCAACCGAAGAAGUACAAGUCGUGGCAACUGAAAAUCUAUGAAAAGACGUAAGGAUUCUCACUAACCUGUCUCAUUACUAGGUAGUAGUUUGCUCAGUGCGAUUGACUUUGUGUAACUCCGCUGAGUACUUGGAAUAAAGUCCUUUAUUUCUACACGUGGGUAGGCUCGAAACGCGUGUGCUGAAUGCCAAAAUCUUUAUAUAACAAAGUAAUUCUUAGAGUGGCACUAUUAAGCUCUUAUAUUGAAUAAGAAGGGCGUAAUUCCUCUGUUUAACGUAGCAAGAUAGACCACAAAACGUACGAGGUAAAUUUUCAUCACUAGAUAUAUAGAUAUUGUGUUUUAGACUAAAGUGAGUGUAUUUCUCUGUUAUUUGCAGGAGUGGUAAUCCAGUUUGUCCAAAAGAUCGGGGAAGAAUUGAUAAUGUAAUAGAAGUAAUUAUUUCUUCCUGUGUCCAGAAGGCGUGUACUGAAUCACUCUUCGGAAAAGCAUAGCCUAAGGUUUACUAAUCCAUAGCUGCGCCAUCAGACCACACUUGAUUGUGGAAAUGCAUCUAUUGCAAGUGAUUACAUGGUUUGCUGAUAAUAUUCGAUUUCCGUGAACGAUACAACUUUUUUAACAGACUUAAUUCAAAGUGGAGCACAAACACUGUUGAGUAAACAGGGAUCAGCGCUAAGAUUUCCUCUUUUUCUUUACUAUAUUCAUGUUUAUAAAAUGCCCUUAACAUUUCAUGAUACUGCUUUGAACUAGGUUAAUUUCUUCGUCAAUGCCCUCUUAGAUUUAAUAUUUCUGUGGUGUUUUAAACGCUUUUUAAGACAUUUCUUAUGGGCUUUCAUAGAUUUUAUCUUCUGAUCGAUUUACCUCUAAUUUUCCGCACCAUACAGUUCUAUCCUGACAAGGCCUUUGCCAGGGAAAUGUUAUGCUUUCGAGUUAAAUGCUUACAGAGUGAGAGAGGAUGUCUCUGGAUUGGUCAGUUACGACAUGCAGAGGUAAAAUAAAAGUUUGAUUGGUUUAAGUAAUGAUUGAAAGUGGAAACCACGAUAUACGUUUUUAUACGAUUGAAAACCUGUUAUGAAUGUUGCAACAGUUAGCUACGUCAGGCGAUCACAGUAAAAUAUACGACUGAUUAUGUGACUGAAAGAGUCAUUAAAUUGAAUGUGUAAAUUAAAGGACUCUAUGCACUUCCAAAAAUUCAACCAGCUAACAGUUUCCUUCCCACGACAGGAACGUAUUGGUGAGUGUUCUCAUGAAGAUCAAAACUGUUUGGCGUGCGACGCUCUUGCUCAAAGGCGACAUCUAGAAACGCAUUAA
Pocillopora meandrina is the source of this 1722-nucleotide messenger RNA. The record is from the annotation of a GenBank genome assembly. NCBI's taxonomy places the organism in Eukaryota, Metazoa, Cnidaria, Anthozoa, Scleractinia, Pocilloporidae.